AUGAAAGACGAGUUUGGACAUCCUGCUGUCACGGAGGAUGAUCUCCAAUACAUGAUAGAAGGCUGUCCCUGGACGGAGGUCUCGUGGGAGAAACUGGCCGUGGCUCGCCUGCAGAGAGAAGUCGCACGAAGCAAGAGUGAAGGAACAAUGCGAGAAAAGCUGAUGCAGGAGCUGGAGGCCGAGCGGGGACUGAGACUGGAGAGCGAGCGGAGGCUGCGGGAGGUGGCAGAGGAGUCCGAGCUGGGCCGCACACAGAUGGUGGCCCUGCAGCAGCACUUCUCCAGGAUGGAAGAGACGGUGCGUACGCUACUCCAGAGCCAGGGGGCGCUAGAGCACACUGCAGUGGACACUGUGGACCUCAUGAAGGCCUACAAGGAUAAACUGUCGGAGGAGGUGCGGAAACAGCGAGAGAGCCUGGAGAGGCCCGGGCCCCUGCUCGGGGAGAUGGGUGAGCUGGGCAAGGCGGACAAGGUGGGCCAGGCGGGUGAGGCAGAGCUACAGUACGACUGCAGCGGAGCCGAAGGGGACAGAGACAAAGAGACCAAGCUCCUCCUGGAGAGGCUGCGGGCCCUGGAGGCAGAGAACUCGGCGCUGGCAAUGGAGAACGAGAGCCAGAGGGAACAGUAUGAGCGCUGUCUGGAUGAGGUUGCCAAUCAGGUUGUGCAGGCUCUGCUAACGCAAAAGGACCUGAGGGAAGAAUGCCUGAAGUUACGGACCCGCGUGUUUGACCUGGAACAGCAGAACCGGACAUUGAGCGUCCUCUUCCAGCAGCGGGUCCGACCCGCCUCCGACCUGCUCCUCCAGAAGCUGCACUCGAAGAUCAUGGGUCUGUCGGCGGGAGACUCCCCUCUGGAGCCGGACCGAAGUAAAAGCUACCUGCUGUCACGGAACACCGACUCGCCGCCACACGAUUCCCAUCUCAACGGGAAGGCGGGACUUCCUGUGGUGAAGUGUCCGAGCCAGCUGAGUUUGACAGUGCCGGUGGCAGCUUACCCCCGAAGCAGCUGCAGCAGUAGUGAGCUGUCAAUCUCCAGUGCAUGCAGCGAGUACUCCAACAGCUCCUACACCUGGAACGAGGGAAAGCCGUCUUCCCUGAACUGGGAGAAGAGGGUGAGCCUGGGCUCUUCGGCUCCCGGCAACAUUUGUGCACUCCAGGAGGAGCAGCCCCCGACCCGAAGGAAGGAAUGCCACAUCCUGGAGGGGCUGAAAAGACUCCAGAGACGCAGGCCCAAGGAAUCACCCUCCCUCAUCUCCAUGUCGGGAUACAAGGACUGUAUGAACUCCAACGAAGGCAUCUACUCCCUGAGUCUCAAGUGCGGGGGCCUGGGGGUGCUCAAACCCUCAGCGAUGGACAAGCAGGCUGGGCCGGGGGCAGGGCGCAGGAAGUUCACCUACGACUCGGACGACGCUGAUGACGAAUCAUCACGAGCUGCCGGAGGGGACCACUGGGCCUACUCUAAGAGGCUGACUCACAGCCUGUCUGACAGCCUCUGCAGCUGGGAUGGGGGCCAGGGUAGCGAAGCAGGGGGUGGAGACGGGGCCAAGCCCCCUGCCACCACCUCCUAUGACUCCAAGGAGCAGCCGGAGAAGCUUGCUCCCAGCAUUCUCAGCGGCUUCCUCCCUGGCGGGAGGACCCGUGCCACACUCAACCCAUCCUUGCUGCCCUUCGAGGUCAGCUCUUCUGUGGCCGACCGCAUCCUGCUCCGCCUCUCAGACACGGACGAGGCAGAGGACCUGCCGGCAGAGGGCGGUGAUGGCGAGCAGCCAGAGAGGGACACCAGGGAGCUGUGCAGGGAGUCUAACAUGCCCACAGACCCACCGUGUGAAAGGAGGAAUCACAGUAGGGCUCAUUCGGCUGACAGCAGACUCAGACCCCUCAGCCUCCUCCAGCAACAGAAGGUGACCAAAAGCGCACAGUCAGACGAGUGCAUUGCCGCCAUCUUUGACACGGGUGGGGAGCCUAUUGAUCUCAAUUCUCAGUGCGAGACUCCAGGGAGCCUGGCACAUGUACCCGCUGCUGAGUACACGGAGCUGAUUCCUCAAGGAGGGCCCAGCUGUCAGAGUGGGGGCAGCACAAGGAACUACUCUAUUUUAGAGUCCCCGGGAAAGGCUGUCGAGCUCCAGUCCUGCAACAUGGGGAGCAAGCCCAGGGUCAUCUCUCCUGAGGGACCCCCUGGUAGCUCGGAACACCUGCAGCCUCAUGUUCGGCCACAGAAACUGAUAAAGCCCCCCUACAACCGUGCCCACAAGGUCCACUCUGUCCCCCCCAUGCACUGUGCUUCCAGUCCCAAGGCCAACCUCAGUAAGAUCCCCAGCCGAGGCAAGGGUUCGCCGUUGAAGGUGGCAAAGGGCCCUGCCACCGAUAUGGGUACUAGCAGUGGCGGGACCCCAGCUUCCUCAGGCCAGGAGCAGUCUCCAUCCUCUCCCCCAGUCAAGCUGUCCAGGUUCAUCAAACCCUCCGGGAGUGGGGGAAGCUCCCAGAGCCCCAAAGUGGUUCAAGCAGGCUCCAGGCUCCCUUGUAGGACUGACUGGGGGAAAAGCCCAUCAUCCUCCAGUAUCCAGGGCUCCCCUCUCCUACCCAGGAGGCAUCUGGAGCAUGUGGACUAUGGGGAGCAGCCCACCCGAGAUGGGCAGCAAGCCGAGCACAGGUCCCCCUCCCCACCACCUCCUCCCGGGAGAACCACCUCCCUGCUUAUCAGACCAAACUACGACAGCUCACCUCAAGCAUCGAAGGCCGGAGCUCAUGCCCCCACAGCCAGCACUGUGAGGGGACACCUCCCAAUCUCUCAAACACACCCCCAUCACUUGCCGGCCUCGCUUAACGAUGCCAUCCUAGACGCCAGCCAUAGCUCUGAGGCCACCCCUCAGAAACCGGCUGAAGCUGCAGGUCACCACUUGCAGAAGUCCUCAGCUUCAUCUCAGACCCCCACGAGAGGCUCACCAAAACGAGUGCCCAACAAACUCUUCCACCCUUCCUCGGCUGCAGGGCACACUGCAGACCCCCACGAGUUGGUGGGCAAAGGUUCGAGGAACAUCCUGCAGAAGGGCUCGUCCCUGCAGAGCACGUUUAGCAGUAAGAGAGGACAGCCCGAGCAGGAGAACAGCCACCCAGCGCUGCACAAGACCUCAAGCAGCUUGCCCAUGUCCCUCCAGAGCCAUGCACCAUGCACAAUGGAGCCCCAGGCACCAGCAACACAGGCACCCCUCAACCCCGCUGGCUUAGGAACCAGCCCCCAGAAUUCGGCAGAGAGAGCUGCAAAGACUCGUAUUCCGAUGGGAUUCAAGGCCCUGGUCAAGUCCCCACCUUCCCUGAGCUCUCCUGCACCGGUGAAGCAGGAGAAAGACCACAUAAAUGUAGCCUGUAAAGGGGCAGCCACGGCCAGCACUCCUGACCCACGUGGUGGAACGCAGGCACCGUUCAGUUUUGAUGCAGCCCCAGGUUCCAAACCUGAAGCAAGGGCCAAAAUCCGCUCAUGCUCCAUGGAUGCAGAACUGCCGUCCCAGGCGCCAAGCGAAAACCAGGUGACUUGUGAACGGGCAGAUGGGGAGAGCAGGUUGUUCAAGCGGUCCAUCUCAGUCACAACUAAGCCCCACUUAAAGCCUGCGCUGGGGAUGAACGGGGCCAAAGCACGCAGCCAGAGCUUCAGCAGCAACUACAUGGAGAGGCCCAGCCUUGGAGUGUCGGACGGUCCAGGAAAAAUCCGCACUCAGAUCAUUACCAACACGGGUGAGAGGGGGAAUUCCCUCACCAGGCAGAGCUCACUGGGCGAUGGCUUCCAGCUCAAGUCAGCCACUAGCCCAGGGGAGAACCCACCCUUCUGCUCCUAUAACCGACUGGCUCCACAGGGGGCUGUGACCAGCUCCAGUAGCCACCAAGGCCUCCCUGGCAAAGGGGCCUUGAAAGCCGCUCCAAAGGUCGACACAGCCCGCAGCGUGUCCAAAGGCGAAGGAAGUGCAUCGACACCCCAGAAGGAGGUCCGGAGCCUGCCUCUUGUUGACAGGUUUAGCCUCAAAAACCCCCGACAACUGACUAAAGUGGCGCCCCACCUUCACUCCGAGCUGCCGUCCUCUCCCGUCCCCAGCCCUGACUCACCAGCGGACGGCACUGGGAGCAAAUUUGCUUGUCCUAGCAAACUUGACCUAAUCAAAAAUGGACUGAAACAGGUCCAGGGCAAAGGGCAGGAGGAAGCUGAGAAACCUGCCAGCCCCUCAGCCUGCACCAUUGAGGAGAAAGUUAUGAUGGGAAUCCAGGAGAAUGUGCAGAGAGGCCAGGGGCAGGACAGGGCCCAGGCGUCUGAGGCCAAGCAGAAGACUGCUCCAUCACUGGCUAACUGGUUUGGCCUCAGGAAGAGCAAGCUCCCGGCUCUGGGGGGCAAGAAGACCGAUGCUCCUAAAGGAAAAGAGGAGAAGAAGGAGCUCAAGAUCGGAUCAGUGCUGGGAGGCAAACAGCUGAAGCCUGACAAAAAGAAGGAGAAGAAAAAAAAUGAAAUGCAGCGCAAAGAUAGUCAAGAGCAAGCCACAACGGAGGGCUGUGAUAAGCUUGGCUCAAUAAUGGAUCACUGCAAUGUUCAGGUGGGACAGCUUACAAAUCAGAUCCAGCAUUCUACAUCCUACAUCGGAAAAGAUGGAUUUAUGAAGGAGCUUCUGAAUAGGAGUGUGGCGAAGGGCGACUCCCAUAGUGCACCUCUUCCCGGCAUCCCCACUGGUACCCAAGGCACCCCCAGGAAUAACACUGCAACAGCAGGAGAUUCAGAGGCUCAUACUGAUAAUGUGACAAAGAUUGUCACCCAGAAGUUCCACCUCAGGGCAGAGAAUGAAGAAGACCCCACGCCUGAACCCACCUGUCAAGAUCACAUGAUUGGCUCCACCUGCCAGAUGCGAACACUGGACAGCGGCAUCGGGACCUUCCCCCUCCCUGACUCUGUCGCCCGGGCAACCGGACGGCACCUCCCCAAAUCUGCAUCAACCCCCGAACAAGCCCUCACCGAAACCCUCCAAGACCUCCCCUCGACCCUCCUGCCAAAAUGGAAAGUGCCUUCUCGUUCUGACACCUGCCAGCGCGCCCAUAGUGGCAUCACCCAGUCCCUCUCUGACCCCACCAUGACCGGCAGGGAACUAUCAGACCUGCAGAGCAGGCUGCCCAAACCAACCCCUUCAGGCGGAAUGAAUAGCAAAAAGCCAACACACACUGACCUCCACAUGAGCCCAGUGCAGAUGCUUGGGGUCCACGAAAACACGGUCAAUAAGAGGAGGAGCAGCAGAGACCAUGCCUUGGCCUCGGACCGGGCGCUCCGGGUGUGCACGUACUCCGGCAGCAGCAGUGGCAGCGAGGUGGAAACUGAGCCUGAGACUGAGGCAACCGUCAAACGCCCCUGUUGCCACACUCCACCCCUCAAAAGCAGGAGCAGCAAGCCAGCUGACCAGGAAAUGGUGAAGAGGAGCAGCAUGGGAAACCGGCUGUCAAUCAUGGACUUCUACCAACAGGAAGUGCUGGCGCACUACGAGAAGGAGGAGCACAGGAGCAGCAGACAGUGUAGCUCUCCGGGCAAGGAGGGCAGGACUGGAGACCUCCAGAGUAAAUGCAAUGACCUGGAUGAGACAACGGGCGAGAGGAAGAAGCUGGGCUUUUCCGGUGUUUCCUUAGAGUCCCUCAACAUGCUAAACAGCAACGGGGGGGCACUCCCCGAGAGUGAGCGGAAGAAGGGCGCAAACAGGCCCCCCAGGGACAGGGAGGAGCUGGGCCGGAGUGAUGAGCCCUCAUCCAGCUGCUCUGACAAGCCGGGUGGGGACAACCUGGGUUCCCUGAGCGACUCGCUCUAUGACAGCUUCUCGUCCUGCACCAGCCAGGGCUCCAACGAGGUGUAGAGGCCGUCAGGUUCCCAUCUGCCAAGGAAGCACUUAAAGAAAAAAAUGGAGGAAACAAGGAGAUCCCAGCAGCAGAGAAUCAUGCUGGGGAAAAAUAACUGACCAACUAACCAGUUCAUGGAAAAAGGACAGCAAUACGCAGAAUCUGCAGCUGUACUGAGUUUUUAAAAUCUUUUUUAAUUGAUCCCAUUCAGGGAUUCUUUAUCAUUGCACUGUAACAAAUACUGUACAAAGUUUUCUAGGAAUUUUAAGUGAAAAUAUAUUUGUAGCAACUACAAACAACAAAGAACAGAAAGCAAUAGA
This is a messenger RNA of Megalops cyprinoides (Indo-Pacific tarpon), 6168 nucleotides long. Its product is annotated as nck-associated protein 5-like. The record is from RefSeq and is a predicted model, not a curated record. Bases 1 to 5865 code for a protein of 1954 amino acids. NCBI's taxonomy places the organism in Eukaryota, Metazoa, Chordata, Actinopteri, Elopiformes, Megalopidae. The transcript is spliced from 19 exons. Gene Ontology annotation, biological process: microtubule depolymerization; microtubule bundle formation. Gene Ontology annotation, cellular component: microtubule plus-end.